Molecule: messenger RNA, 821 nt
Organism: Dendrobium catenatum
Lineage: Eukaryota; Viridiplantae; Streptophyta; Magnoliopsida; Asparagales; Orchidaceae
Exons: 1
Coding region: 90-704 (204 amino acids)
Source: RefSeq, a predicted model, not a curated record
UAUAGGCCGCAUUAAGCAUAUCUCCAAGCGAUGUAGCCCUCCUUAUCCAUCCAUAAGCCAAAAUCCUCGAAAAGAAGGCCCAGUCGACCAUGACCUCCGUCCUCCCGGCCUCGCUCCGAACCCCUAAUCACUUCCCCAUCACUUUACACCCAUCCCCAAACCCUAAAAAAUCCCCAAAACCCUCAAUUUCACGCCUUUCUCCCCGCGCGGCCGCCGACGACGGGAAACCCCCUGCACCACCGCCGGACGCCGGCGGCGUCGAGGACAGCGAAUUCGAGAACCGUCUGUCUCAGGUUCGAAUCAAGUAUCGGAGCGGCACAGGGAAGAAAGCAGAGCAGCGGCGAGCGCGGAAAUCCGGGGGCGGCGGCGGCGGAGGUAAGACAGGGAAGGGAAUCAUGCUACCGCCUGUGCCGCUAAGAGAGGCGGUGAACGUAAGUGGGGAGAAGGUGGAGCUAGGGUUUACACCUUACAGCGAGCGAAUUAAUGGGCGGAUCGCUGGGCUAGGGUUAGCAGCGGUGGUUUUGGUGGAGCUCGGAAGUGGGAAAGGGAUCUUGAACUACCAUGCGCCACCGGUACUCUUUUUACAGAUCUAUACCGUCAUUGCCCUCACUGCUCUGUUCAUAAAGUUUGAGAAGGAGCGGAUUAGUGUUUGGCCGGAGAAAUCGGAAUCUUCCUCGGCCUCUUCCGCCGGCACCGGCGAUUGAUCUGAUUUCUUUUAACUUGUUUUGAUUUGCCAAAAUCGACGAUGUGCUUGACCAGGGUACUGUGCAUAUCUCCAGCUCUUUUAAUGAAUUAUUUAUUAUAGAGAAAUGCUUCUCGUC